CCACCAAGGAAGACCAUCAUACACACAUCUGGUGGUCUGUGUCUAUCUAGUGCCUCUUCGGUCUACAAACAACUCUACUCUACAAACCAACAGCAGCAGCAGCAAGCAACGCGACAACAAAUUCGUCCGCACAAUUUUUAUACAAAUUCUCGUUGUGAAACCGACUUAAAAACUCAUACAAUUACCAGAAUGAAGCUGUUUCUGGGACUAGUCUUGCUGGCAGCCACCGCCUUCGCCUACCCUCUGUCCGACAACAAGGACGAGGCACCGGCCGUUCCUCUGGUCAUCACCGAUUACUCUUCCGUUUCCAAGUCCGACGAGAUCAAACCUGAGGUGCAGCAGGAUUCCAGCCACGAGCACAUCCACCAUCAAGAUUCCGCCGAAUCCUCGGAGGAAUCUAACGAGGCCAGCUCGGAAGAAGCAUCCAAGAAACCAGAACCAGUUGCCGACGAUGCCAAGCCGCAGGAGGCCGCCGAACCUCUGAAGGAGGACGUCAAAACCGAGAAGGAACUGAAACCUGAAGAGCCGAAACUUGUGGAGCAAAUCGCCGAAGCCAAGCCGGAAGAGAAAUUGCCAGAACAACCUAAGGCCAUCGAACAACCCAAGGAAGAUGUACCAACCCAAAAGGCUCUGCCAAUCCCACCGCAAGAGGAAGCUAAACCAACUGAAGCCCCCAAAGCCGAACUCAGCACCGCCGCCGCUCCAACCACCGAAGCCCAGAAGAUCUCCGAGGCUCCAGUCACCUUGGCCGCUCAAGCAUCCGAGCAGAAACCCGUCGAAGUAAAGCCUGACGCCCCGAAACCAGAAGAGCCAGCCGCCAAAGCCGUCGAGGAGAUCAUCGCGAGCGCCGACCAGAAGGCCGAAGCCACCGUCGUCGUCGCCGAGGAGGUGAAACCACAAGAAAAGCAACUCGAAGCCGAACCGGCCAAGAAGCCAGAGGAGAAGAAAAUCGAAGAACCUCAAGCCCCGAAAGCCGAGGAAAUCAAACCAGAAACCGAGCUCCCAGAGAAGAAGGCCAAGGCCGAGGAAUUGCCCAAGGAGAACCCAGAGUUGGCCGCCCCGGCUCCAGCCCUCGAAGCAGCCCCAGUCCAAGAGCAACUGAAACUGGAAGCCGAACCGACUAAGAUCGAAGCCAAGGAAAUCAAAGUAGAGGAACCAAAAUCCGAAGAGCCAGAGGCGGCCGCCCCAGCUGCGACCCCAGUCGCUCAACCACAAGAACAGGCACCUCAGCCGGAGGAGAAGAAAUUGGAGCAACCCAAGGCAGAGGAGAAGCCCCAAGAACAGGCACCUCAACAACCACAAGCCGAAGAGAAGAAACAACCCGAGGAGGAGAAGCAACCCCAAGCGGGAGCCCCAACAGUCGCAAGCUCCUGAAGCCCCAGAAUCCUAAUUUAAACCCAUCCACAAUCCUGACAAUCCCCCCACACCCUUUAAAUCAAAACAAUCCACAAAUCCUCAAAAAAAAAAAUCGUAAUUAAGAUCAAUCAGAAGAAGAAAACACAAACCUGCGACUGAGUUUUUUAAGAAGAAGAAGACGAAGACGAAGGAAAAACUGAAGCCGAGUACCCCUUGUCCCAUUAUUCGAACGCAUCGAGGAAGAAAGCAGUAGAAGAAAAAAGAAGAAAGGAUAUAAUACUUAAACACGGCGGUUCGAGAAUAAUUUGGACGAUCGGAACUCGGACCUCUGAAUUAGUAUUUAAACUAAUUUAAUAUUAAUCAAGCCCCAUUAUUAUUAUUAUUA
Molecule: messenger RNA, 1741 nt
Organism: Nicrophorus vespilloides
Lineage: Eukaryota; Metazoa; Arthropoda; Insecta; Coleoptera; Silphidae
Gene: bnb
Product: neurofilament heavy polypeptide
Exons: 2
Coding region: 190-1374 (394 amino acids)
Source: RefSeq, a predicted model, not a curated record